GAAACAUCAGCGCCCUGGAUGUCAGUCUGCGUUUCUCCGACUGUUAACCAUUGUUUGGACUCCGCGUCUCUCAUCUACUCAUGAACAUGAUGACUCCACACCUGCUGUGUGUUCCUCUGCUGCUGUCACUGGUGUGUUCGGCAUCCAGCAGAGCUGUCAACGAAGACAUGCUGGAGGUUUUCACUCUCUCUGAUCAGGACUCUGUCCUGAGGUGCACCGCCAGACAAAUACCCGGGGUGCAGUACAGCGCCGUGAGGUGGUACAAGGUUGGAAGUGACUCGUCUCAUCAGCGCAAUGGCCUUCUGGCCAAAAGCCUCCCAAAUGGCACCACCAGAUGGUACAAAGAUGUGACCAGGAAGGUGGAGCUGCAGGAUGAAUCCCUUGACCUCGUCCUGCCCAACGUGACGUGCUGUGACAGUGGAGAGUACCUGUGUUUUCUGGCUGCACCUGUGGGACAGCAGAACCAGGAGGGGAAAGUUCUGCUCACACUGCCAGAUUGUCCUGCUGAAGCCACAGAAUCUCCCAUUGGACCUGCAACCCCUUUGCUGACAGAUACAGUCAUGGUUAUUUUUGCCUCCAUGCUGCUGGUGCUCGCACUUCUCAUUUCCUUUUUGAGCUAUAAAUGUUUGAAGAAUACAGUCAAGGACAGAAAUCAGGUAGCCAAGAAAGAAAUCUUGCUGAACGCACCGCUCAAGCCGCUGGAAAAGAAGGACUUGAUGCUGAUUUACACUUUGGGUCCCAAACUGUCCAAGUUGCAACAUAUUUGUGUCUGAAGACUGUCUGAGAAAGAUGUGACAAAAUCCACCUCCUCUGAGGCAGCAAAAAUGCAAGAAAGGAAGAAGGAUCUAUGGAGAUCAAAGUGCCUGCUGGAUCCAGGAUGCUUGGGCUGCUCCAGUUCAGGCCAGAAAGAUGCACAGCCAGCUGUUGUUGCUUGGACGCGCCGUGCCUCAGUUAAAAAAACAAUAUAAAUGCACUAUUAGCCGCUUCAUACGCAGGACGUUUCAUGGCUAACAUCUAUACACUGGUGGAAGCUCUGUUCUUGUCAGACUGUUAUUCUUACUGUGGUGUUUAUGUUCCAAAACUGGUGCUGAUCAUUUCAUCCUUUCACCAUUUCAUACCUUUAAAAAAUAUAUUUUUUUCAACCAUUCAUCAAGGGGACAAUUCAUCCCAGUUUUUCAUGGCUGGUGACUUAAAUCUAUUUUAUUUUAUAUUCAACUAAUAUGCUUUACAGUAAAGAAAUGUAGUAUUAUUACUCUAGUAAUUAAUAUCUACCAACAAGAAGUCAGUUUAGUUGGUAUUCAGGACAAUCCAAUAAAAUAAUUUGUGAGAUUGGAGCAUUUUUAUCACAAUUUGUCCCCAUAAUUUAAGGAAAUACUUUAGUAGUGUGGGGAAAAGAUCGAUUUACUGCAAUUUAACUACAUGUAAACAAAAUGGUUUGCUUAAAGGUAUGAAAUGGAAAAACGAGGGGUAGAAAUGAUAACAUUUAGGUAUGAAAGGGGGAGUUAAAGCAGAGUUAUACUAAACAGUCUUUCUUUAUUUUACUUUAAAGCUAUUGAUUUUAUGAAAAUGUUUAACUGAAAUUAUGCUAAACAAAGAAAAUAAAAAAACUUUAGAGAAACACUAGUUGACAAAUAUAUGCUUUUCAUUGUUGUGGGAUUACUGUGAGUUGACUGUAUGUUGGUAAAAGCUGCUCCUGAGCCAUUCCAGAACUCAGAACUUGAUAACUGAGUUCUAGUUUUAUGUUCUCAUAUUGUGUGUGUGUGCAAAGGUGUGAAAGGUACAUUAUUUAUUAAAACUGGAUCUGAUUACAGCGU
This is a messenger RNA of Poecilia latipinna (sailfin molly), 1814 nucleotides long. It is a transcript of the gene cd83, whose product is annotated as CD83 molecule. Bases 81 to 773 code for a protein of 230 amino acids. The transcript is spliced from 5 exons. Lineage: Eukaryota; Metazoa; Chordata; Actinopteri; Cyprinodontiformes; Poeciliidae. The record is from RefSeq and is a predicted model, not a curated record.